GCCUCUGCCACAUGAUUUGACUCAUAGAUCCUCUUUUGUCCACAGGCAGUUGUCUUAGGAGAAGAGAAGAAAGAGCUCUCAAAUGCUGUGCCAAUUCUGGAACUCAGUAGAAUGAUGGAAUACCGUUCGUCACUGGAAAAUUUGGAUGAGGAUGGAUACACUCAAUUAGACUUCAGCUCUCGCCACAUCACCAGGAGAUCUGUGGACUCAAAGAAAGCUUCCUUUUGUUCCUUACGACCUUGUGCUCCAUCCCCUCGUUGGUGUCCCAUUGCUGUGGCUGUGGGGAUUUUGUGCUUGGUAACGCUGGUGACAGCUGUGGUCCUAGGUACCGUGGCUAUGUGGAGAUCCAGUUCAGGGAACAACCCAUUGAAGAAUGACAACUUUCCAUCAAGAAAUAAGGAGAACCGCAGUCAACCCACACAGUCAUCUUUAGAAGAGAGUAUGGCUCCGACCAAGGCUCUCACAGGAAUUCUUCCUAGCUCGUGUCCCCCUCACUGGAUCACACAUGAGACUAGCUGCUACCUAUUUAGGACAUCAUUAGAUUCCUGGAACGGAAGUAAAAGACAGUGCUCUCAGCUGGGCUCUCAUCUCCUGAAGAUAGACAGUGCAAAAGAGUUGGAAUUUAUAUCAUGGCAAGUGUCUUCCCAGCCUGAUCAUUCAUUUUGGAUAGGGCUUGCUCGCCGUCAGACUGAAGGACCGUGGCUCUGGGAGGAUGGUUCAAUGUUCUUGCCUGACGUGUUUCAAAUCAGAAGCACAGUUACCCAAGAAGACUCAUCUCACAACUGUGUGUGGAUUCACGUGUCAGACACUUAUGACCAACGUUGCAGUGUGCUUUCAUACAGUAUUUGCGAGAAGAAGCUGUCAAUAUAAUGGUGGGGGUGUCACCAGGGAAACGCAAAGAGAAGUAUGUAGGAUAGUAAGAAAGGCAGAAAACAAAACAGAAAAGAGAGAUGAUUGAGGUCAAAACAAAUGCUGAAAAUAGCAAGAGAGCGCAGUCAUCUUAGCUGAGAAACAGGACGGGGAGGCUGGGAUUUCUAUACUUGCCAACUCCACCGGGCAACCCGAAUUAUUGUCUAGUUAUUAGAGCCCUAGAAAUGGAGUCAAGGCAGCUGAACUUGAAUUUUCAUUCUGCCGCUGACUCUGUAUUUACCAGGGAUUCGCCACAAAGGUGUUUCAAGAUCUUAAUUUCUGACUAAAGCAGAGGUUUUUUGUUUUGUUUUGUUUUGUUUUGUUUUGUUUGUUUUUGUCCUUAAAAAGGGCCGCUGGAGUCCCUCUGGUUUGUUUCCAUGAUUUGCUCCUGCACUUUCAGCAGUGUAUCAGACACACGAGGAAUUUUGUUUUUAUUACCACAGUUUAAUGAUUUUUUAAAAUGUAGAAGCACAGGCAAGUUUGGCAGGGUGGGGGGGGGCUAGAAAGAAUUAUCGGGGGUAAAGGGAGCUCUCCAGGGGUCUGUCCAUUUCCACCAGGCAGCUCUCAAGAUGGGUGGUACUGAGUGUGGGCUGGAGCGGCAUGGUCACCUCCCCUCCGUGUCCUCAGACCGCCUGCUGGAAAUCUUUUUUGAAUAGCUAAAUGAAGAAAAGAAAAAAGAAACUUCGCUAAAUCAGAGCCAUUUUAUUAUUUUAUUCAUCAAUGUGGUCAUGAUUAUGCUCAAAACAUCAUAAAAAAAAUCAGCAAUUUUGUCUUUUUUCCCUCAAUUAAAUAGCUGAGAGAAUAUGCCUGCCGUAUCUCUAACUAGUAGAAUCUUGUGUAACGUGAAAUUAUAGGAAUUUGCACUUACAAAAAAGCUUUCCCCUUUUUAAAUACUGUCAAUCAAAAAAAGAUCUGAUAAUAAAUAUAAAAAGUAACCUGUCUUAUUGACGGAGUAUUACCAUUUUGUAAUGCAAAUUAUGUUUUAUUGCUUUUUAUGAUUACUGUUUUGCAGUUGUCAGCAAUUCCUUAGUAACUACUAUAAAAAGGUACUUUUGAAACAUCA
Camelus dromedarius (Arabian camel) is the source of this 1972-nucleotide messenger RNA. RefSeq names its product C-type lectin domain containing 7A (gene CLEC7A). Gene Ontology annotation, molecular function: (1->3)-beta-D-glucan binding; pattern recognition receptor activity. The record is from RefSeq and is a predicted model, not a curated record. The coding region runs from base 112 to 870 and encodes 252 amino acids. Gene Ontology annotation, cellular component: cell surface. Gene Ontology annotation, biological process: phagocytosis, recognition; detection of fungus; positive regulation of lymphocyte activation. Lineage: Eukaryota; Metazoa; Chordata; Mammalia; Artiodactyla; Camelidae. The transcript has 6 exons.